Messenger RNA from Carlito syrichta (Philippine tarsier), 2667 nucleotides. RefSeq names its product ATP-binding cassette sub-family A member 10-like. The record is from RefSeq and is a predicted model, not a curated record. The transcript is spliced from 19 exons. NCBI's taxonomy places the organism in Eukaryota, Metazoa, Chordata, Mammalia, Primates, Tarsiidae. Gene Ontology annotation, molecular function: lipid carrier activity; ABC-type transporter activity; ATP binding. Gene Ontology annotation, biological process: lipid transport; transmembrane transport. The annotation marks the transcript as partial. Gene Ontology annotation, cellular component: intracellular membrane-bounded organelle; membrane.
AUGGGAGGAGACCCACGGCCGGCAGGACAUCACGGUGGCAGCAGAGGUGGCAGCGAUCCCAGCAGAUCUUGCUGGCAGGGGCUUCAAGGACUGAAGUCGUGGAUCGCCUCAGGCAUGGGUGGUGUGAUGUGCUAUGGCCGCCACGGAGGCCGCAGCAGUGGCACCAGUGGCUGCUGUGUCUCUGGCUGCAGUGGUUGUCCAGACUGCUGUGAUGCCCCAGCAGUGGCGACGGCCGAGCUCCAUGUGAAGAGCAGGCUAUCAACGUUGGGAUCCGCAGCCCCCAGGGAGAGAGCCAGAGACCCUCUGUAUAAAGACGGCCACCAGCAUUCUCCCUCGUUUUGCCUAAAGUCUUCGUUUUGGUGCAAACAACCAAAUACUCAUCAUGAAGGCUUUGAAAAUGAGACACAUUCUGAGCAUUCCUCUGAUGACUCUUUUGAACCAGUGUCUCCAGAAUUCCGUGGAAAAGAAGCCAUAAGAAUCAGAAAGGUUAAAAAAGAAUAUAAGGGAAAGCCUGGCAAGGUAGAAGUAUUGCAAGGCAUAAGCUUUGACAUAUAUGAAGGACAGAUCACUGCAAUACUUGGGCAUAGUGGAGCUGGUAAAUCAACACUGCUAAACAUUCUUAGUGGAUUAUCUGCUUCUACAGAAGGAUCAGUCACUAUUUGUAAUACCCAACUUUCUGAAAUAACUGACAUGGAAGAAAUCAGAAAAAACAUUGGAUUUUGUCCACAGUUCAAUUUUCAGUUUGACUUUCUGACUGUGAGAGAAAACCUUAGGCUAUUUGCCAAAAUAAGAGGGAUUCAGCCAAAGGAAGUAGAACAAGAGGUGAAAAGAAUUAUAGUGGAAUUAGACAUGCAAAGCAUUCAAGAUGUUAUUGCUAAAAAAUUAAGUGGUGGACAGAAGAGAAAACUAACACUUGGGAUUGCCAUUCUAGGAGAUCCUCAGAUUUUGCUAUUGGACGAACCAACUGCUGGACUAGAUCCCCUUUCAACACAUCAAAUAUGGAGCCUCCUGAAGGAGUGUAAAACAGACCAUGUGAUCCUCUUCAGUACUCAGUUCAUGGAUGAGGCUGACAUCUUGGCUGACAGGAAAGUAUUUCUGUCUAAUGGGAAUUUGAAAUGCGCAGGAUCAUCUUUGUUUCUGAAGAGAAAAUGGGGUAUAGGAUAUCAUUUAAGUUUACACAGGAAUGAAAUAUGUGAUACAGAGGGAAUUACAUCCCUUAUUAAGCAGCAUAUUCCAGAUGCCAAGUUAACAGCAGAAAGUGAUGAAAAACUUGUAUAUAGUUUGCCUUUGGAAAGAACAAACAAAUUUCCAGAUCUUUACGGUGACCUUGAUAAGUGUUCUGACCAGGGCAUAAUGAAUUAUGGUGUUUCUAUGACAACUCUGAAUGAGGUAUUCUUGAACCUAAAAGGCAAAUCAGUGACUGAUGAACCAGAUUUUAGCAUUGGGAAGCAGGAGAAAAUAAAUGUAACAAGAGAUACUGGAAAUGAAUCUGAAAUGGAAAGGGCUCUUUGUUCUCUUCCUGAAAUGAGUAAAGCUGUCAGUAACGGAAAUCUGUGGAGACGACAAGUCUGUGCGGUAGCAAGUCUUCGCUUCUUAAAAUUAAGGCGUGAGAGGAAAGCUCUUUUGUCCUUAUUACUGGUACUUGGAGUUGCUUUUAUCCCUGUCAUUCUGGAGAAGAUAAUAUAUAAAGUAUUUCAUGAAAUUCAUUGUUGGGAGCUCUCACCCAGUAUGUAUUUCCUUUCUCGGGAACAAAUCGUAAAACCUCCUCUUACCAGCCUAUUAAUCAUUAAUAAUACAGGAUCAAGUAUUGAAGACCUUAUACAUUCACUAAAAGAUCAAGAUAUAGUUUUGGAAAUAGAUGACUUUAGAAAUAGAAAUGGCUCAGAUGAUCCUUCAUACAAUGGAGCCAUCAUAGUGUCUGGUGACCAGAAGGAUUACAGAUUUUCAGUUGCAUGUAAUACCAAGAAAAUGAAUUGUUUUCCUGUUCUUAUGGGAAUUGUUAGCAAUGCCCUUCUUCGAAUGUUUAACUUUACGAAGCUUAUUCAGACAGAGAGAAGCAUAUUUUCUCGUGACAACGUAAUGCUGGACAUUGGUUUUGUAGAUGGGCGCAUAUUUUUGUUGCUCAUUGCAAACUGCAUUUCUCCUUAUAUUGGCAUGAGCAGCAUCAGCGAUUAUAAAAAAAAAGCUCAAUUCCAGUUAUGGAUUUCUGGCCUCUGCCCUUCGGCAUACUGGUGUGGACAGGCUCUGGUGGAUGUCCCGUUCUAUGGCUUGAUUCUCCUUUCAAUAUAUUUAAUUCACUUAUUCAUACUUCUGAGAUUCAAACUUCCAUGGGAUCUCACGUUUGCUGCGGUGGUAGGCAUAGUGGGUUGUGCGGCUUCUCUUAUGCUCUUCACGUAUGGUCUUUCAUUCGUCUUUCGCAAGAGGAAAGCAAGUGAUGGCCUUUUGGCUUUUGGCCUUUUUAUUAUGUCAGUGUUUAUGUUAAUAAUUCUGCUAUCAAUUCAUCAUGGAAAACUCAGCUUAAUUUUAAUGAUUUUAAUACCUUCCUACACUUUAAUUGAGUUUAUCAUGCUUUUGACAGAGCUCUACCUUGUGCAUAUGAAAAACUCAGAAAGUCUGGACAAUGGAAUAAAUGAAGUCAAUAAAAUUGUUCUCUUAACAGCCUUAAUA